Xiphophorus hellerii (green swordtail) is the source of this 3575-nucleotide messenger RNA. Its product is annotated as ras-related protein Rab-5A. The record is from RefSeq and is a predicted model, not a curated record. Lineage: Eukaryota; Metazoa; Chordata; Actinopteri; Cyprinodontiformes; Poeciliidae. Gene Ontology annotation, molecular function: GTP binding; GTPase activity. The transcript has 6 exons. Bases 235 to 885 code for a protein of 216 amino acids.
UUGUGUGUUUUGGUUCUAAGGGGAAGUUGCCAGAAGAAAGAAAGGAGGAGACGUGACGGGAUUGUUGAAAUUGUUUUCUCGGCUCCCCAUACCAAUCUCACCGCAGUGCCCCGGAUUCCGUGUGUAAUACACAUCAAAGUGGUGGGAGUAAAAGUUCCCCCCAUCGUCUGGCUCUCAGCAGACGCCCAGGUCGUAAAGUUUGGCCCACAGGAUAGCAGAGGAUCUGAUUAGGCCAUGGCCAGCAGAGGAGGAGCUACAAGACCCAAUGGACCCAACGCAGGAAACAAGAUCUGUCAGUUUAAGCUGGUGCUGUUGGGGGAAUCAGCCGUUGGGAAGUCCAGCUUAGUGCUUCGCUUUGUCAAGGGCCAGUUCCACGAAUUCCAAGAAAGCACAAUAGGAGCGGCUUUUCUCACCCAGACAGUGUGUCUAGAUGACACGACAGUGAAGUUUGAAAUCUGGGACACUGCAGGUCAGGAGCGGUACCACAGUUUGGCGCCCAUGUAUUACAGAGGAGCACAAGCCGCCAUCGUGGUCUACGACAUCACAAACGAGGAGUCCUUUGCGCGAGCAAAGAACUGGGUGAAGGAGCUACAGAGACAAGCUAGUCCUAAUAUAGUCAUCGCUCUGUCAGGAAAUAAAGCCGACCUGGCCUCCAAGAGAGCUGUGGAUUUUCAGGAUGCUCAAUCAUACGCAGAUGACAACAGCCUACUUUUCAUGGAGACAUCAGCCAAGACAUCUAUGAAUGUGAAUGAGAUAUUUAUGGCUAUUGCAAAGAAAUUGCCAAAAAAUGAGCCUCAAGCUCCAGGAGCUAACAGCGGUCGGACCAGGGGAGUGGACCUGACAGAAGCUGCUCAGCCAGCCAAGGCUCCGUGCUGCUCUACCUAGAAUGAAGAACACAAUUUUCCCUCCCUGACCUGUAAACUAGUAACUAAUGUGGCCGACGCCCCAGAUGCCACUGCAGCUACUAAAGCAACGUGUCCCCCUUUGUUUGAAACAGAAAAAGAUGCCCUGUAUCCUCCCUCACACUUUGUUUCUUUUUAUCUCAGUAGCAAAGUCAGUGCCAUUUCACUGAUGUCUUUGGGGCUCUGCCUCUUCCAUUAAGGUUCUGCUGGUACCUGAAGAAGCCUCCUAACCACUCUGUUUUACUUUACAUCUCCCAGUUGAUUGAUGGAUCAGUGAUCAGAUAUUAGAAGCCUCAGCUCAUCCAACAUCUUUGAUAGGAGUUCAAUUUUGAGGAAGGGGGUCACUUCCCUUUUCUGGAAACUACUGCUCUUAUUUUCACCAUUCUUCUGCUUUUGGUCAUUUUUGGUAGAUUUAUUUUGUUGUUGGUUAUUUAGAAUAUUUUUCUUUAAGCUGUCAAUGCACAAACGUGUGUAUUUACGUGGGUAAAAAAAAAGAAGAAGAAAAUCAAACUGUUUUACCUUUGGUCUAUAGUAGCACAAACAAAGCGACAAAUGUUGGAGUCAAAGAGCCAUUUCUUGUGGCUCUGAGGAAAGGAAAGACGUUGAGUAGAAAGCCAAAAAAGAACCCUGAGAUCUGUGUCCCUCUCAUGUCUUCAGAACCUUUUAUUCAAAGUUUAAAAAAAACUUUUAAACUCUUGAUUCCCUCAGCAAUCCACUGGCUUUCCCUUCAUCAGUUUAGAAUUAGAGCGUGUGUCAUACGUUUUUCUACCUGUAGUCUCCUCCCAGGGACUGUGCCUGCUUGUUUCUGGCCGCGGUGGCAUUGUAUCAUGUUUUGCAGUAUUCCUUAAAGCGUCGAGUGUCUGCAAGAACCAUUGCAACACUUGAAAGCCCCCUCCCUCCCCUCAGCAAGACAGAGAGGCCUCUAAGGUACACAUCAGCAACCGUUCAUCUCUUAUGUGUCGCAUCCUUUCGUUAAUCCCGUGUCAACCAUCAAACUGGGGUUGGAGGAUUUUGUUUAUGCAAAGAGCUUUUUUUUUUUUUUUUUCUCCUCCAUUAUGUCAGUGUUGCUUGACCGCUGCAGGGUUUGCACAGGGUAAAAAAAAAACAAAGGUGGUGGUUGUGAGUGGGAUGCUGCAAUAUGAGGUCUCUUCAUGUUUAAAGUGGAAUUCUAAUUAUUUCACACGUGGAUUAGGAAGUGCUUUAGACACGUUGGUGUGUCAGUAUAUUCGAACUUUGCCUGGGCUGGCUGGUGACUGAUUUCAACUGUAGACUUAUAGUCACAUGCACAUUACACACACUUGCACAAUGGAACACACACUCACUCUGCAGAUCAUAGACACACAGUCUGUUACACCUCAUUCAUACCAAUGUUAAGCACAUUAUUUGUGUUUUUCUAUGUCCCCACAUGUUGUUACACACACGCACACAACACAUAUUUGCACACACACAUUAGUUAUCUAGACUAUUUCUUGUCAAUAACUUUUUUACUGGUCUUACUCAUGCCUUGCACUAAUGAUGCUUAUGAAUUUAUGUUGUCAUAAUCUCAGUCAGUGUGUUAUAAAUAUAUACAUAAUAUAAAUAUAUAAAUAAUAUACUGUAAAUAUGGUGUUGCGGUGUAGUCUACUUUUUUUCCUGAUUUUUCUAGUGACUAAUGCUUGCUAGGGAGUUAUCUAGGUAAUCAUUAGGGGUUAAAAAAAACUGUACAGAUAGCAGGAAAACAGCUACAGUUUGGGUUUGGAGUUUUGCUGUUUCUUUUCACAAAAAUGGUUAAAUUAUAAUCAGUGGUGGUCUAUAUUAAUGUAUGUAGUGUUAUUAACAAAAGUAAAAAAAUAAAAUUGCAUUUAUUUACACUUCUAAAAUGUUAUACCCAAGCAUAUUAGAUUCUGCUUGUUAAAAAUGACCUUUCUGUUGCCUUUUGUUUGUUUGUUUUUCUUGUUGGUAUGGCUCAUUUAUAUCCCCAGUAAAGCUGAACUUCCACGUCCAGAGCUAUUGGUUGGAAAAUUUCCCAAAAAUCGGGAUAAAUGAGAUGGUCUGACAAUCCACAGCAUUUCAGAAAGCGUUGUUGCCGUAAUGCAGGAACGAUAGAACAGAUGUCAGGUAACCUAACAGGGGUAUAAAUUGUAUGUUUUCCCUUUUUUUUUUUUGUCAACACUUCUUUGCAACAGAACACAUUUAAAUGCAAGCAUUUUACAGUACUGUUAUGUAAUGACAAAAUACAUACUGAAAUAAAUUUGAUCAUUUAUCAUUGUAGUUGGGCAGUUUCUGUCUGCAUGUUCUGUCUGCACAAACGUUUCUGCAUUUUAUGUGACAGACGCAAAAUGAGUGCACAGCUGAAGGAAAUGAUACAUGGUUUUCACCUUUUUAGAGCUGUAGACAUUUAAAAUCCUGCUCCCAUUUCCUUUGCAAAAUAACUCAAGAUCAUUCAGAUUAGAGAGGGGUUCAGGUUCUUUACUAGAUUUAGUCAGGACUUUAACUAGGCUUCUCUUUCAUUUAAGUGUUUCGAGCUGAACUAUUUUACUUGUCAUCGUCCAGUUGGAAGGUGAGGGUUUCUUCCAGCUUUCCCCUCAAUCGGCCUUCCCAUCAACUUGGUUCCUGCUGAAGAAAAGCAUCCCAAUGUUAUAUCACUGCAAUGUUUUUGUUUUAUAACCUGUUUAAAACAACUUCGCAACUUAA